AUGAGGAGCUCAAGCUCAACCCCAGUAACGGCAGCGUCCUUCCUGGCGUUGUUAACCUCGUCGUCGCUCACCUCGCUGGUAGUCAACGCGCGAACCGUCGCGUUCACGAGCUACUUCGAGGACGACUCGUGCUCCGGGACGCAAUGCCACUUUGCGCCACUAGAAAUCGACUCGGUGCUUACUACGCCUCAAUUCAUCUACGAGGAGGACGUCGACAGCUGCGAGUUCACGGACUGCAGCACCUUAAGCAUCGACGCGUCGGCCAAUUCCAGUCGCGUCGACUGCUACGGCAACGACCGCGCCGAGACGGCUGCGCUCUACGCUGAGGCGGACGCGCCCUACGUGCUGAUGGAGCAGUACACGCCCGCCAACACUUGCGACACGUUCGCCAGUGGGCUGGCGUUCUACGCCGACGGAGUGUGUCGCGCUCUACCCAACGUCACGACCUACACGGCCGCCAUAGCGGUCGUCCACCAGAACCUGUCGGUAGAACUGCAGCUGUUCAGCGACACGAGCUGCACCGAGUCGGUGAGCGACAUGACCGUCGCGAGUACUGAUGUAGAGUGGACGUGCUUCGUGGGGUAUUCUACCUCGUACGGACUCGUGUACUACACAACGGCCUCCCGGUCGUACAGCAGCUCGAGCGGUGACCCGAACGCGAGCACUACUGGAUCGGAUGUUGUCAUUGUGUCGGCUGAGUCGGGCAGUGGGGAUUCUACUUCUGGUUCUACGUCUUCGUCGGGUAGUAUAACCGCAGUUCCGAGUACGCAGAGCUCCGGUUCUACCUCGUCGGUGGGCGCGGGAGUGAUCGCUGCUAUUGUCGUUGGGUGCGUUGUCGUCGUGCUGUUGAUUGUGGGGGUUAUUUGGAGGAAGAGGAGAGCGAGGUCAACCAGGAAGAACAGCACUACUGCGGAGUUAUUGGCCCAUGACACUCAAGGUAGAACGGCGUCGACCCAGCACGGGACCAAGUCGGAGCAAAUGCUGGAUUCAGGUCUCUGGAACGACGAAAUUAUCGUGGCGGCGCGAAUCCCGAGGGAGAAGGUUCUACUGCACGAGAAGAUCUCCCGUGGUGGGUAUGGAGAAGUUUACGUCGGGACGUUCAAUGGCCGACGCGUGGCGAUCAAGAUGUUGCUGCCUGAAACGAGGAAGAAGAUCCAGAGUGUGAACGAUUUCUUGGCGGAGGUGAAGCUCAUGGCGUCGCUGGAGCACCCACGGAUCGUCCAGUUCAUUGGCGUGGCCUGGAACUCGCUCACGGAUCUUUGCGUCGUGUCCGAGUUCAUGGUAGGGGGAGAUCUGCGAGCGUUGCUGAGCAGGUAUAUCGCUGAGGAUCGACCUUCUGGGUUUGACUACAACAAGGUGAAGAUCGCUCUCCACGUCGCCCACGCGCUCACUUACAUGCACUCGCUCGACCCGCCGAUGGUGCAUCGCGACUUGAAAUCGAAAAAUAUUUUGUUGAAUAAUGAUCUGGACGCGAAGCUGACGGACUUUGGGGCGUCAAGAGAGCGUAUCGACCGGACCAUGACGGCUGGAGUCGGCACGUCGCUCUGGAUGGCGCCUGAGAUGAUGACUGGGGAGAAAUACAGCGAGAAGGCGGACAUGUUCUCGUUCGGCGUGGUGCUGUCGGAGCUAGACUCGAAUGCGCUGCCCUAUGCGAAUGCAGGCAAGGGUCGUCAGGGCUCUGACCUGGUGGUGCUACAGCUUGUGAUGCAGGGAAAGCUUCAGGUGGAGUUUUCAGAUUCCUGUCCAUCGAUUAUUGCAGAGCUUGGUAUGGGCUGUGUAUCUAGGGACCCGACCGCUCGUCCAGCAGCAGCCCAGGCGCAGUAUUAG
This is a messenger RNA of Phytophthora sojae, 1827 nucleotides long. RefSeq lists its product as hypothetical. Lineage: Eukaryota; Oomycota; Peronosporomycetes; Peronosporales; Peronosporaceae. Gene Ontology annotation, molecular function: ATP binding; protein kinase activity. Bases 1 to 1827 code for a protein of 608 amino acids. The record is from RefSeq and is a predicted model, not a curated record. Gene Ontology annotation, biological process: protein phosphorylation. The transcript has 2 exons.